AAUCCAGUGGCGCCCAAGUUGGUUCAGUUUGAAAUUCGAGCCCAAUGCCCUCAAGCAAGAACGACUACCAGACGAUCCCUGUCGACUUGAGCCCGGUGCAGUCGCCGUCGAGUGCGCAGAGGCGGCUGACGCAGUGGCGUCUGCAGAUGCUGCUCAUCAACCUCGUCGAGUUCUCGGCCGAGUCGUCCCGCGGUGUCGUCAUGCCGACGCUCUUCCUCUACACGCAGUCGCUCGGCGGCUCGCUCUACGAGAUGGGUCUUCUGACGUCGGUCUUUAGCGUCGGCCGCCUCAUCUCGUCGACGGUCUUUGGCUGGCUCUGCGACCGCUACUCGUUUCGCUUUGUGUACAUUGUGUCGUCCUUGAUCGGUUUGAUUGGCAACAUCAUCUACUUGCUCGCGGACCUGCACGUCUACAACUGCGUGCACGUAUUGCUCGUGAGCCGGUUCCUUGUCGGCUUUGGCGCUGGCAACCGCAGCGUGUGCCGUGCCAACGUCGCCGCCAUCACGCACGUCGACCAGCGCCUCAAGUACAUGACGAUCCUCGCCAUGGUCGUCUUCUUUGGCUACGCGCUCACGCCCGGCCUCGGCGGCAUUCUCAACGACAUUGACUUUCGCAUUGGGAGCCUCCACAUCCACAAGCUCACAGCACCUGGCGUCGUCCUCGCUGCGAUGAACCUCGCGACAAUCGUGCUGAUGUUGACCGCGUGGGACGAAUCCAUCGGGCUCGCCGACGCGCCGGACGUCUCGCCAACGCCGUUUACAGCCAAGAAGUCCAAGGCCGCGCCGCUCAGCGCGCUCCCGGACCGCCUUGUCUACUGGGGCGUCUUUGUCUUCAUGACGCUCAACGUCGUCGCGCGUGGCAUUCUGUCCAUCUUUGAGACGGUCAACGUUCCGCUUUUUAUCGACAUCACGGGCCACACCAACGAGACUGCGGUGCUCGCGGCCUCGAGCUUCCAGUUCAACAUGGGCCUUCUCGGGCUCUUUGCGUACGUGGCGAUCGAGGUCUGGCGCCACGCCAUCACCGACGUCAUGUGGCUCCUCAUUGGCUUUGGCGCGCUCGCGCUCGGCAACCUCGUCUUGAUCCUCGACAUGGCUUCGCGCAGCUACACGGAGCUCGCGAUCGGCAUCUUCUUUGUCUGGAGCGUGGGCAGUCCGCUCACGACCGCAGUGUGCGUCGCCGCCUUCUCCAAGAUCCUCGGCACGCGCCAGCAAGGCACGUGGAUGGGCCUCUUGGGCUCGGCGGCCUCGGUGUCGCGCAUCAUCAUGCCGCUCCUCCCCGCGCUCUUUGAGACGUUUACGCCGCUCUUUUGGAUCAACUUUGCGUUGUGCGUUGCGAGCCUGGGCCUCCUCGUGUGGUACGAUGCGAUCGUCAAGCGCGAACGAUCGCAGCAAGCGUCCCAGACGCUCCUCCCCAAAACGGUGUAUGUAUAAGCCAUCGCGGCGCUUGCAUGCUGCAUCGAUGAGCCACACGUGGCGCUUCAAUAGAG
Molecule: messenger RNA, 1486 nt
Organism: Saprolegnia parasitica CBS 223.65
Lineage: Eukaryota; Oomycota; Saprolegniomycetes; Saprolegniales; Saprolegniaceae
Exons: 2
Coding region: 45-1430 (461 amino acids)
Biological process (GO): transmembrane transport
Molecular function (GO): transmembrane transporter activity
Source: RefSeq, a predicted model, not a curated record